AGCAAGGACAGGGAGCAGGCUCUGGCCAAGGCCUGUGCUGCUCUUGCUCCUUCUCCCUGUGCCCAGGGUUUGCUCUCUUCUUCCCAGGAGCCGCCAUGCCCAGGUGCGGAAGUGCUCGGCCAAACUCCUCCUGUCCUUGGUGGAGAGAAUUGGAGUCACGAAGCUGGCAGGCACAGCCAGGGCUGAGAGGCUGGCACACGUGGCAGGGAAGCUUGCUCAGGACUGUCACCAGGACACAAGGCAUUAUGGACAGGAGAUGGUGAAGCUGUUGCUCAAUCAUCAAAAAUUUCAAAGGCUUUUGGAACAAUUUCUUUCCACCUAUGAUCUGGAAGAUAUUCUGACAAGAAUUAAGAAGAAAGGGAUGGAAAACCAGAGGGGUGAAUGCCCAUGUGUCAAGGAGCCGGUGAAGAAGAGGAACAAUGGCUCGAAGAAGCCCCAGGCCACAUUGUCUUCUGCUAAACGGGUGAAAUCUACCUCUGAUGGACGCCUCCUACACGGUGCAAAAGCCCAGGUGACGUUGCCUCCAGCUGUGGAAGAAACGGAGCUGCUCCAGAGGCUUUACAAUCUCCUGAAAGCCAAGGGCUUUCAGACACGGAUGGAAGGAGUGGCACUCCUCCAAGACCUGUGCAAAAGCAGCCCCCAGCUCAUCUCCACUAACAUUGUCCAGAUUUUUGAUUAUUUUGUCCUGAGAAUAUCUGACAGCCACAAAAAAGUGAAGCAGAAGGCGCUGGACGUGCUGGCUGAAAUCACAGGGAUCCUGAAAGAUGCCUUGAACCCGGUGAUCAUUGGUUUGGUGGAAGGAAUAACAAAGAGCCUGAACUCAAAGGAUCCCAGGGUUCGUGCCGCAGUUGUGAAAGCACUGGACGAAUCCAUUGCUCAUUUAGAUAAAGUAUCCCUGCUGAAAGAGUUCAGCUACCAAUGGAGCCAACUGAGUGGCCAAGCUCUGCUGGAUGUCGCGGAGCGUAUCACAGUGCUUGUGGAGUGGGUUUAUGCCAGGAGCCCUGAAGUCGUCGAGCAAGACGCCCUGCCCGUUCUCUGGUCCUUCCUGGAGAACAAGGCGCUGCCUGUCCGAAGCGCCAACGUCCGCACGGUGGCCACCGAGCUUGCCCUGGCCCUCUACGAGGUGAUGGGCACCAAACUGAAGAAGUGUGCUGCCAGCAAGCCUCCACACGUGCAGGAAAACCUGUCCAAAAUUUUGGGCUGGUGAAGAUCUGACUGGUCACAGUCAUACUGAGGAGUUUUCUCUGGACACUUCCAAUGUUCUCUUACCCACAAAGUCCUUGUCUCCUGUCCAGAAGAAAUCUCUUUCCUCCAAGCUCAGGAAGAAGCUGUUGCCUGCCUGAAGAGUGUUUAAAGAAUAGGAUUUAUGCUUUAGUCUUCAUAGCUACAGAUGUACAUAUGUUCUGAUCUUUAGAUGUAGUUUUGAAUAAAUGUGUUUUGAUUGUA
Taeniopygia guttata (zebra finch) is the source of this 1446-nucleotide messenger RNA. The record is from RefSeq and is a predicted model, not a curated record. NCBI's taxonomy places the organism in Eukaryota, Metazoa, Chordata, Aves, Passeriformes, Estrildidae.